Molecule: messenger RNA, 3201 nt
Organism: Scatophagus argus
Lineage: Eukaryota; Metazoa; Chordata; Actinopteri; Scatophagidae
Gene: golm2
Product: golgi membrane protein 2
Exons: 10
Coding region: 798-2243 (481 amino acids)
Source: RefSeq, a predicted model, not a curated record
GGAAACCACGCAAACAGUUUACAGCUAGCUUCACACAACGCAGCUAUCACGUUUGAUAGACAGCGAGUCCUGGAGAUUGAAAAACAAAGAUUGUGUCGUGGUGUUUUGUUAGGGUUUAGUCAGCUAAAUCACCUGGGUUAUAUCCGUUCUCCGCAAGAAUAGAUACUUUUUUGUCUGGCAGUAGCUAAUUGUGUUCACGCAUCUACCAUUGCUAGCUAUUGUGAAGUGCAUAGCCGGGCAGCGUUAACGUCAAUGAGAGCUAACAUUAACUUGAGGUCGGAAUCGAAAAUCAUCAGUGGUCUUAUUUGACGAUGGUUCUGUGAUAAAAGGAGCUCCAGACGUCCGGCUGUGCAGUCCUGCGGGGCACACCACAGAACUACGGAAAAACGGGAGUAGCCAAGGGCUAAGGUUAUAUGGCUAGCUGUGUGGUUUGUGUUUGCUCUCCUCACUGCCACGGUGCCGUGUAGCUGUCCACGUCUCGUCUGCUGUGUUUAACGUUGCCAGCUGAGCUAGGCCACGUCCCUGCGGGCGUAUUUCAUUUACCCCACUGACAUCGGGAGAGUUGCAGAGAAGAUGUCCAGUGUGCGGAAGGAGGAAGGAGCGUGAAAAUCAGUAGAAAUGUGAAAAGUCUUGGACAUUCAUGACUGUCUGUCGGUGUAGUGUCUUCAUUUGCGAACGGUUGCCGCAUAGACGCGGCAUGUCACGUAGACGGAUGUGUUUUACAGCAGGAGAAUACUACCGUUGAGCUUUGUAUGUUGCGGUAACAGCUUAAAGUUACGAUACGCUUUAUUUUUGAAAUGGUUGGAUUUGGUGCAAACCGACGGGGAGGCCGCCUCCCGUCCUUCAUCCUCAUCUUUUUGAUGGUGAUCAUCGCUAUACUGUCUUUCAACUACUGGACAGUGUCCAACAAGCACGGCCGCUUGCUGGAUGAGCUGGCGGAGGCACAGACGCAGGUGAAGCGGACGGACGCGGCGCGGAGUCGGCUGGAGAAGCGGAACUCGGAGCUUAUGGUGCAGGUGGACACGCACAGGAAGCAGAUCGACCAGAAGGAUGGAGACUACAACGUCCUGGAGGGCAAGCUACAGGCCCGAGAGGCUCUCAUCAAAAAGUGCACUGAUGAUAAGAUGAAGCUGCAGAAUGAUGUUACAGCCCAAAUGACAGAAAUCCAGAGGCUGAAAGAGCAGCUAAAGGACCUCAAGCAGGAGUUCAUGAAACAGGAAGAGCAGCUACGAGAAGUGAAGAAAAAUAGCACUACCUUGGAAAGAAAACUAGAGUAUGAGAGUUUACAGUGUGGACGUCAGAUUGCACAGCUAAAAGAUGAAUAUGAAGACACAAAAAAGACUCUGGAGGAAGAAGCAUCAAAACUAAGACAGGCGGCGAUGGGUGGCCAGAAGGGCGUAGUGGCAGCUAGACAUGCAGAUGUAGCACCUGGUGGAGAGAUGGUUGGAGAGCGCCAUACAGUGGCCACUCACCGACGUGACAGUCCUGAUUUAAAAGAAGAGAUGGGUAAGCCUGGCAGUGAUGCUGGCAUGCCUGGUAUUGAAGACAGUGAGGUGGGAAAAAUGGAUGACGUACAAUUUGCCUUGAAGAAACCAGCCAUCACUCAGAAGCAAGUUGAUGCCCCUGAUGUAGUUGUGGGAGCAGGUGUUGGACCGGGAGUCGGGGCAGCUGAUGGCCCUGGGGGCCAGGGAUUGUCCCUGGAUCAGCCCAAGCUCCAGCAGGACAAAGUUGAUGGCCGAGCAGCAGUGGUUGCACCUCCGGGCAUUGUCAAACAGGCAGGGAAGGCGGUAGUGUUUGAAGAAGAUAACAAGGCAGGUAUCAAGGCAGACGAGCUGGGAGAACAACAAAGACAACUUCGAGCUCCUGAUAAUGUCAUGGGUAACAGCGAACACUUGAAGGGGAUUCCUUUGCCCCCCAACCCAGCCCAGGUGCCCAACCCCAUCCAGCCUCACCGCGCCAAAGAUCAAGCUCCGGCAGAGCCAGUACACCACCGCCAAAGCCGUUUCUUUGAUGAGAACGAGUCCCCAGUAGAUCCGCAACACGGCUCUAAGCUAGCGGACUACAAUGGGGAUGAUGGGAACGUGGGUGAGUAUGAGGCCGACAAGCAGGCCGAGCUGGCCUACAAUGAGGAAGAGGAUGGUGAUGGUGGGGAGGAAGACGUACAAGAUGAUGAUGAUCGAGACAUGCAAGGAGACCGUGCUGUGGAUUAUGGGAAAAGACAUCAAGCCAUUGACAUUCUUUGAAUGGGAACUCCAACUCCAACUCAUUAAAAAUAUUCAGAACUUCCUCUACAACCAAGGUCUUUCUUGACAAAAUAGUUUGAACAUAAAUAUGUUGAAGAAUUUAUAGGGUGCAUCCUCAAUGUCAUGGACUAUUUUGAAGAACAGACAUUGUAACUAAUGAAUUAAUUCUGAAUAACUUAAUACAAAGAAAAAAAAAUCAUGGCAUUGUCCUGAGUCACUGUUGAUUUGCUAAUGGUUCUAAGUUGUGACAGUAGAGAUGAUAUCCUGCAGACUGACUGAUUUGGUAUUUGAUAACUGCCUCAGUUUAUGAUGGAGAGAUCUAAAAGAGCACUGUUGACUCACACCUGAACUUCACGGUCAAACUGUUUUGUUUUUGCUAUUUUCCUUUUCAGGUAGCUGUGGCUUGAUUAAAAACUCCUCACCUGAGAUGUUUAUCAAAGACACUAAUUCGGCAUUAUGCCUUUCUAACAUAAUUUUGGGACUUGUACAUGGAAGACCUUUUUUUUUCCUCGUUUACAGGAGUGGGAAUGCAUUACAAAUGCCAAGGACUUUGCUUAUGGCCUAUUAAAUCAAUUUGUUUUCUUCAAGACAGACACUCAAAGUGUUCCUCAUUCUGAUUUUUUCUAAUAAUGCCAUUGCAUGAAUUUCAAACUUUUUCUUAAUAAUUAAACUGAGCAAAAUACUGAUGCUUAAGCAAUAUUUAGAGCAAUGUUAGUAUCCUCCACAGUGUGCAAAGAUUAACAACGCACAUGUGGACAUGACCUUCUGUACACAUGCUUCCAUUAAUGUGGUCUUUUGUACAUAAUGUAGUUGAACUGUUGCCGUUUGUACUGAGGAAACCUUUAGGGAAAUCCAUGAACAUGAACACAGUUCUGUUUGUUCAGCCAGGAAAAUUGAUUUCUCAUGGAAAGGCACAUUGAAUGUAAUUUAAUUUUAUUAAAGGUGAUGCUUCAUGUCA